Messenger RNA from Anas platyrhynchos (mallard), 7436 nucleotides. It is a transcript of the gene C6H10orf71, whose product is annotated as chromosome 6 C10orf71 homolog. NCBI's taxonomy places the organism in Eukaryota, Metazoa, Chordata, Aves, Anseriformes, Anatidae. The record is from RefSeq and is a predicted model, not a curated record. Gene Ontology annotation, cellular component: Z disc. Gene Ontology annotation, biological process: positive regulation of calcineurin-NFAT signaling cascade.
GUUUGCCUCUUCCCCACCAUGAUCUCCGUUUGGCUUCCCCUUGCCUGAUAACUAUUUAAAUGCAUUUUACUAACUUUGGAUUCCUUGCUCACUCCACUUCACCUGGCUGGCAGGUCUGUGAGGGCUCAAGGGUUAGCUCCUCCACUUUUAUUUUUUACUUAUUUAUUUUUCAGUGACUGUUCCUAUUAAAAUAACCAUGUUCAGAAGAAGAGUCUGAAACUCGUAAAUAAUGGGAAGUGCUAAUAGUAAGCAGACUGCUGUAAAAUGUGCUGGGGCUUUGACUUAAAGGAAGAAAGCACAGCACUGUACUGCCCCUGAUCAGGAAGCUGGAGCACCAAAGACUUGACAGAACUCUUGGCAGGAUGGGGCAUUUGGAGGACAUUGGGAAAGGCAGUCCGGAGAGCAGCUGGAAAUAACUGUUGGGUCUUUGCCAUUGAACCAGAAAGGGAAAGGUAGAGAGACUGGCCAUGAUUCUCCAUGGCUGUUGCAAGGAGUCUCUGUUCCCUCCAUUUUUCUUCACGAGGUCUUCAUCUUCCAGUGGCUGAAGGUUUGCGGUCUGAAUGGAAGAGAACUCAAGAUCAAAAAUGCUGAAGAUUGGAAACAUCCCAAUAUACUCCUUCUGUCACAUCUACGUUGUUGGACUGUUUUUACCUCCUCACUAAAGAUGGUCAGAGAUGAAGCCAAAUACAAGCAUGAGAGGAAGUUCUAGAGUUGAGAAGCAAAAUUACAUGGCAGAGGAGAAAGCUUCCUUCACCUGUUCUGUAAGAUGAAUCAAUGCGCAGCAGCCCUGUCUGGAGGAAUUCCCUUAUGCUUGUAAAUCGCAAACGACUGGAGCUACCCAACACAGUCAUCUGCCUGCUUGAUACCUGAAAUUAAUCAUUUGGAUAAUUCAUUCAUGACUCCCAUGAACAAUGCAGGGAAAUAAGAAACAUACAGAAGGACACAGUGACUCCUCAAGUAUUGGGAGUCUUCUGGAUGAUGCAGACCGAGAGGUGAGCAGCCUCACAGACCGGGCUUUCAGAAGUCUGUGUGUGGCAGAACUUGAGGACUCUUACAAUGAACCAAAUCUUGCCAUUUCCCCUGACCUUGCCCACCAGUUCUCUGCUAAAUUUCAUCCAGGGACAUUAAACCAUGCCAUCAAGCUAACAGCAAGCUGUAACAAGCUAACAGCAAGAAACAAUGAACAUACAAUAUGGGCUUCAACAUUCCAGCAGUUACCAAAGUAUGCUCUGGAGGAGAAAAAGAUUGCUAAAAAUAAUACCCUUGGCACAGAAAGGAAAAAGCUCAAUUUGCCAGUCCCUGGUCCAAGGAACAAUAAACAUGUUUCAAAAGUGUCCUCAUUGAUUAAGACAUUUGAUAAGACUGCAAACCAAGGGUCAGGAGGUUCCCUGAUAGCCAUUAAGCAGCCCAUUAAAAAUAGCUUUCAAAAAAGUAAAUUAAAUCAUGGAAACAAUAUGGCUUGCGGGGAUGACACAGCUAUUUUGAGCAUCCACAAGGAACUUUCUGAAUUUUCUGAGGACAGUCAAGACAGCCACUGCCUUACUGGUAAACACGAGCCACAGAAAAGACCUAAUAAAAUAGAUCUGAGUUAUUGUGGUUCUGAUGGUUAUUAUCCUGUGCUGAUUGAGAUGUCAAAAAUAGCCAAGUCAAAUUUUUCCCGUUCUUCUAAAAAGGCUUUGAAAAACAAAAAUAUGAAAGUUAAUGAGCCAGCAAAAAAAGGCAAUUUUCUUCACAGUGAGAAUAGUGCUUUUGAAUCAUGGAAAGUCCACCAUAAAAAAUUGACUGAAAAACAGGAAGUUGUUGAUCUAAUAACAGAAAAGGAAGGUCUUACAUACCUUGAAGAAGUACCGUUUAGUAAAGGAUCCCACACAAGUGAACAUAAAUUGCCACCUGACAAGACCACUGUUGCCAAGAAGCAGGAGAAAGAUUUUCAAAUGGAGCCACCACCACCAGAAACUGCAUUCAGCACUCCCCUCCCAGCUGUAUUUGUACCUCAGGGCCCCCUCCAAUCAGGAACUGAAUUUCAUGCUGCUCUUCCUCCUGCACCCCCACCUAGGAUCCAUGUGCACCACGGUCCUCCUCGGCCACCCCCUGUCCCUCAGGCGCUUCCUCUUGCAGCUCCCACCCAGCAGAGCCAUCCCCCAACACCCCCCAUCCGCGAAGCUCCUCCUGUACCACUGCCCCCCUUGCCAGUGCAACUUUCCCCCCUUGCCUUGUCCCAGGCCUCCGUCUCACCCCAGUCUGUGUCCUCCAGGAUGGUUUCAUCCUCACCUGUGUCCCAGGCACCUGUCCCACCUCCACGAGUACACCCACCCACCUUAACUGAAGAGGAAGACAUCAGUCCCCAACAGGACACCAUCUGUCCACCCUGGAGGAGACCAAGGACUACAAAAGAGGCAUAUGAGAGGAGACAGACUUCAAAGGAGAAGUUCACAGCCAGUGAUGAGACAUGCUCAUUGUCUGAAAAGAUGACUGGAGACAAACCUGAUCUGGAUGUGACUCCUCUGGAUAAACAGGCAAACUCCCCUGGAUCAGCCAGUCCCACUUUCAACAUCACCGAACUCUUAACACCCAUCAUACCACCAAAGCAGGAGGUGGACCCCAUGGAAGGUGAGCUGAUCCCGCUGACACCUCCUCCCACUGACAGCGUGGCAGAGAGGGACGAUGAGGCGACCGGGUUUGGUGAUUACAGGUCUCGGGAUAGUUACAAGGCAAAAGCAUCAAGUCUGUUAUUCAACUUGAAGGAUGUGCGUAAGCGUGUUAAAAGCAUUUAUACCCCUUCUCCUAUGUUAAGGGCCCUGGAGAAUAAAAAUAAGACUAAGGAAAAUAUACAGGAGAAUAUAAAAGUGAAUACCUCAUCAUCAACUUUGCAGGAAAUAAGUAACAAAAAUAUUGCAGAGAAAGACGAGUCGAGUGAUAUAACUUCUGUAUUGUCUGAGUGUGUUCAUGAAAAUGACAAUAAAACUGAUUUAACUGGACACUUUACAGACAAUUACCUGACUUUGAGUUCACCCCAGACAACAGCAGACCUUUUAUUUCACCAAACUGGAGACAAUUUACAGCAAGAUAAUUCAAAAUACAAAGAACUGGUUAAAAACACAAGGGAAAAUGAAAAGAUGUUCAGGCAUCAAUCAGAAGAACCCUAUUUAAGAAAAAGUCUGCCGCAUCCAGCACUGAAGGCAUACAGUAGAGACACUACAGAUACAACAGCUGGUCAACCUGUGCAAAAACCCAGCUUCCGAGCUGAGGAAAUUGAGAGACAGGCUGGUCAUCAGAAUGAAAAUUUUGCUUUCAGAACCCUUCCAAGCCAACUCUUACCAGCAGAGGAUGUGCCUUACAGUGACAUCCAAAGCAAUGUGGCGGUCAGUGGCCAUGAAGCACAAGGCAAAAGAAGCCCUAGCUCUUCUGAGCAAUCUUUUGUCUCCACAGUAGAGCAGCCAUUUCAGGAGGAGCCAUUUCCACUGGAUCCCCUGAUACAGAAGUCAAGUCUUCAAGAAAGCCAGAGGACUAAGGGUGAAAUGAGUGCAGACAGUAAGAAAAGCCAUGAGGGGAGAGUGAAAGCAGCUGGGGAAGAUGAACUUCAGUAUUAUGCUUGUAUUAGCUCUGGUACUGGUGCAGCAGAGAGUAAGGAGGGUAGGGUUACUGGGAAUGAACAAAGGAGCUUGAUGAAAGAAAAAAUAAGGCAAGAGAAGAAGGAAGAGGUCAAUGGCAUGGAUUCUGCUUCUGACAGCAUAAAGGACACCUCCACCCCAAGGUCUGAGGAGACACAAACACAACCAUCUUCAAGCUCAUCCAAACCCUGUCUGUUUAUGAUCAAAGAUAACACAUUCAGGUCACCUCAGGUAAUAAGGACUGUCAAGUUGCCCCUGUUCAGGUCCUUUUCCCUGGACGAUACAGUGAGCAGCAGUUAUAAGGAAAUGGAAGGUAGAUUUGCAUCCUCAGCAGCACACAGCAAGCAGCCCCGAGACACGUUGCAUGCCCAGGAGCGAGGCUGGUCGGCACUGAGGCGCAGAGGGCAGCAGAAUGUGAGGGAAGGCGCGACUGACAAAGAGAGAGAUGCCAGUGAGUCUGGAUCUACUUCAGCAACACUGGACCCCAACCUUCUGGAAGAUACAGAGAGCUUUUCUUUGGGGAAGCUGAUGGAAGAAGAUGAAGAGACGUGUGCUUUGUUAAAUAAAGUUGGGAAAAUGAAUGAGGAAAGUGUCUGCAGCAGUAAAGAGAAGUCCCAGAUUAGGAAGGCAAGACACAGCUUAACACAGCCAAAUUUGGGUCUGGAAAAUGACCAAGCACAAAACAACCCCAGCUAUCCCAUAGAAAGGAAGACAAAUUACUUUAAGAACCAUCAUUUAUCUAAGCGCAAAGGUGGUUCUUGUGCGAAAAAAAUAAUAACUAGGGAGACAAUUUCCCCUGUGACUGGCUCUGUAUCAGAGGACCACAUAUAUUCUCCUGUAUCCCAUGAAGUUUUAGAGGAUAUCCCACACAUGGAAGGUGGGUCAGUUUUAUUAGACAGUCUUGAAUGCUCUGCUGUUACAAGCCCCAGGUCAGGAAGCACGAUGCACUCUCUUGUUGCCAGUUUACCAUCAGAUAAACCAACAAUUUCUAGCCUUGGAGAAACAGAGGAUGCUGUAAACCCUGCCUUGUUGAACACGACACUGAAGAGCCAAGCAGAUAUGUCUGCAGAAGAGAUACUUGAUUCAAUGCAGAGACAUCUACUUGAUUCUGCAGGGGAAGCUGAGAGAUUGGAGCUCAGGGGACUUGGGGAGAGAGGAGCAGGCAAGCCUCCCGCUGUGCCACCAAAAACAGAAAAGGCACUGCGGCGGGCCAAAAAGCUGGCAAGCAGGAGAAAGAAAAUGGAAGAGCAGCAGAAAAAACAUCAGACAGAACAUACGGAUGCUGUAGGGAGAAAGCCUUCUCAUUCUGGACAGGCACUAGUAUCUCCCUCACCCCUGGGAUAUUCCCCUCUCCAUCCUGUCCCUCACUCAGCUUUUCCUCCUACAGAAACCAGUAUAGGAAGACCCACUGGUGCAUCAGCAGUAAGCCCUUCACCUUCUUUAACCCAGCGUAAGCUCCUCCAAGACCCUGACUCUGGCCAAUACUAUGUAAUUGAUUUACCAGCUGAAGUUAAUUUGAAGACAUUUUAUGACCCAGAAACUGGCAAAUAUGUUCAAGUCUCAGUCCCUUCCUUGGAAGGGAAUUUAUACCCACCCUCCUCUUCAGAAAUUAGGAAUUCUCCCUACGCCGCCUACCCUAGAGUGUUGCCUUUACCAGCUUCAUCUGUAGCAGUGCUGAAGUCACCUUCUCAGCUCUCUGAACCUAUGUGGUUAAUGCCAGCUGUGCCAGGAGAACCACCCGAAGAUGGUCAACAGAACUACAGAGGCACUGAAGCUGUGGAUACUCAGCCGUAUAUUGAACCUGUCUCUUAUUCCUAUGGCCAAGAUGCUGAAGAAACUCAGGUUCACUUAGGAAAGGACAUGAGCCCAACCCCAAAUACAGACCUAGUGGCCCUCACUGAUUUAGAUGAUUUUGUUGCUGAAGGGGUAUCCUGAAAACCAAAAUAACAAAACAUGCUAGCUAGUGUUUUUAAGAUCCAUUCGGACAGACACACGCACACACAAGCACAUGCAGAUUUUGUUUGUACAACACUAUAUUUCUGAACCUCAUUGUGGUCUGGGUGGGAAGGAAAACGAAAGCUGACCGUGUUGAAAGAUGCGAGGUGAUGAUCACUCUUAAGAAGUGUGAAACUGAGUAAGCCCCAAAUCAUCAGUGAGAUAAAGGGGCAAUGCCAGCUAAACAAAUGAAUACAACAGUAUGAAGCCACUGCUUGCUGCUGCUGCUGCUUUGCCACUAUAGUGGCUGGGAUUGCCAAAGCAAGAGUCCUUUUGCCCAGAUGGGUUGCAUGAUAUAUGACAGAAAGUAAAACCUGUGAAACCAUCCUGUCCAUGCUAUGAGACCUAGGAAAGAUUCUGCAUCUCACAAACUUUCCUCACACCCUGCCUUCGAAGUGUAUUGACAGAUGGAAAGCCUAUGGCUACAAAUAUGCCAUAAUAAACCUGAGAGUCAUUUUUUGCACACACACUGAUUACCCAGAUGUUAUUGACAAGAAGAUUGUAUACUGGAUGCACUAUACAGCAGUCAUAUCAAAGAAACAUUUAAACAACCAGAAUACAUUUGCAGCUGCUCUGGACUUCUCAUAUACCUUUGCAGUAUCCACUAACAAGCUGCUGAAUUCUUUAUAUUUGUUGAUAAUCUCCAAAUAUGCUCUUCUACAGUCAGGGGUUAUUUAUAAUGCAAAUUUAAACUUCAACUUAUCUCAAUACUUGGCCUGAAAUAUUUUGGAAAGGUGCAAGGCUGAAUGAAAUCCCUUAACAUUAUUUAAUUUUUUGUUAGGAUGAGAAGACUUUUGCUUAUUAUAAUUGAAAUGCUUUUUGGUUUGGUUUGGUUUUAGGCUCCCACUGAAAUACAGUGCUAACUUUUAAAACCUGAAAAAUAUUGUUUCUAAUUUUGGUCUCAUGCAGUCUGUGAUUUAAAGAAAAAAAAAAAAAAGAAAAAAAAAAAAGGAAGAAGAAGAAGAAAAAAGAUACAACACAACCAAAGUACUAAUUUCUAGAAAAGUGCUUCUUUGAAUUAUCACUAUUCUUUGAAAGCUCUAUAUCAAACUAUAACUCAUCUUUGUUUAAGAUCUUCUUUAUCAUCAUAGAUAAUAGAAGAACCUUGGUGAAAAAUGCAAUGUGCCUGCUUAUAAAUAUCUAAAUUUGGAGUAUUGUUUUCCCUUUUUUUUCCAUUUCAUUUGAAUAGUUUUCUCUAAUUAAAAUUGAAGUACAGGAGUUCAAAGGAGCAGACAUUAAUGUCUGCAGACAUUAAAAUUUUUAAACAAUUUUGACUUGGAAUUCAGAAAAUGCAGUCUCCCCUGUGACGGCUCAUUUUGAAAGAAAUAAAAAAGAAGAAUGAAAAUCAGGAGUGUUUCAGGAAUAAGGAUCGCAUAUCAGGCUGUUAUGUUAAGAUAAAUGGUACCUAUUAUGAAUAUUUUUCUUCUAUUUUGGUCACAAAUAUUUUACUAAACUGACAUGGGGCCAUUUUUGUUGUACUGUUACCAGCUUUCACUGUAUAUUGCCUAAUGCCUAUCCAGCGUAGGGCAGAAUGUCAUCAUGUUAAAAUACUGAGAAAUGGAUUUAUUGAAGUUUUCCAUGGUACAUUUAGACAGACUAUGUAAUCUGAAACCCUAGCAGAGUGUGCAAGCCAUGGUUUUGAUUUGAUAUUACAAAUGUAAAUGCCCUUAACAGCCACAAGUCAAGAACCAGACAGGUGCUCAGAAGACAUAAUAAAAGCAUGCUGUCCAAGGGGAGACUAUGGAUACAAAGUAUCUGUGCACAGACAAGAAAAAAUGGUGAUUUGAUAAACAAAACAUAUUACCACAUUAAAGCAAACAAACAAACCAA